This is a messenger RNA of Condylostylus longicornis, 1796 nucleotides long. RefSeq lists its product as uncharacterized. The coding region runs from base 161 to 1771 and encodes 536 amino acids. The transcript is spliced from 5 exons. NCBI's taxonomy places the organism in Eukaryota, Metazoa, Arthropoda, Insecta, Diptera, Dolichopodidae. The record is from RefSeq and is a predicted model, not a curated record.
CUGGAUUUUACAGACGUGUUUUUCAUUUUAUAAAAAUUCGAUUAAAAUUAAAAAUCUUAAACAAAUAAAAAAGUUAGAGAAAUUCUAUUUUAUUAUAAGUUUUUUUAACCUGGUUGCAUAGAACUAUUUAUCAACAGUUGCAUUAUUUAACAUAAAAACAAUGGAAAAAGUGGAAAAUAAAAGUAAUCUUAAAUCAAGGACUACAAAUCCAAAACAAUUUCGGGCAAUGAUCGAUCUAAUGAAAAAAUAUCCAAAAAUAGAAGAAAAUGGUAAUCAAAGAACUUCCCAAGAUGUUCUAUACUUCUGGAAAAAUUUAUCCAUACAUUUAAAUGCAAUGGGACCACCAAAAAAAGAUGUAACGCAAUGGAAAAAGGUUUGGGCUGAUUAUAAAUAUGUUUUAAGGAAAAAAUUGCUCGCCCAAAAGAAACUAAAUAUGAUGAACAUGAAUAAAAAAAUUAAAUUCACUCCUUUAGAAAGAGAAGCUAUGCAAUUAUCUUUAUUUGAAUAUUAUCAAGAAAAGUCAAAUCAAGUUAAAAUUUUUACAAUUCCAAAAGUUGGUUCUACAGAAAAUGAAAAUAAUUCGUACAUUGAAAAUGCUGAAGCAAUUGAUGAUAGAAUUAAUUAUGAAAACAAUGAUGAAUCUUUAUUUCCAAUUGAAUUUUUUUCAACUCCAAGAAGUGAUUCAACAGAAAAUGAAGAUAUUACAAUCAUAGAAAAUAUUGAAGUUGUUGAUAGAAUAAAUGAAGAAAAUAAUGAUGAUUCUUUAAAUCCAAGUUUAACUGAUUCACAUUCGGAAAGUAAAACUGGUGGAGUUAAGAGAAAAUACAAAUAUAAUUUUGAAAAUCGAAGCAAUUGUCAGGAGAAAUUACAUGAAAGCUUUUCAUCAAGUAUCUCUCAACAGAAUAAUAAUCAACAAGAUAAUAAAAUUGAUAAUAAGGAGUUGAAUGCAUCAUUAGGAAAAUUAUAUGAACAAAAUAAAAUCACAAAUAGAAUCUUGCAAGAGCAGUUGUAUGAAAUGAAACGUCAUAAUAAAUUGAUUGAAGAACUUGCUAAAAGAAAAACUCAUAUGCAAUCCAAGAUACUAGAUUUAAAAUUACAAAAAUUAAAAAAGAUUGGCAUUAAUAGUGAAUUAAAGAAUGUAUUCGAAACCAGAACAACAAUUAUUGAUGAAGAUGAUAACCAACAUAUUAAUAACAAUGACUCCAAUUCAAGUUUUAUUGAAGGUGAAAAUGAAAUAAUUGAUGAUAUUCCAACUAGUUCUUCCUAUAUACGAAAGCAAAUAACUUGUACAAAUGAUAAUGAAGAAGCUAUAGAAAAAAUAGAAUUGGAAAAUAAUGAAGAAGAAAUUUCUAUAAUUGAUAUAAAGAAUGAAACUAUUAACGAUACCAUAACAGAUACUUUGGAUUCGAGAAGAUGUUCUAAAAUAAAUUCUAUAGAAAAGAAUUAUUCAAAUUCAAAAAAUAAUGAUCUAAAAUUACAGAAACAAAAUAAUAAUAUUAAUUAUGAUAAAGACUCCAAUUUCUUAUGUUCAACACAUCCAAAACCGCCCCGUUGUAAUUCAAAUGUUAGUUGUAAAUUCAAUGAUAUUCGAAACAAUUAUGAUCACUGUCAUAAUAACUGUGAACAUGAAUUAGAAAUAUUUGGUAAAAGUGUUGGAAAACAAUUAAUGAAUUUACCUUUAGAUAAAGCUUAUGAAUUAGAAUUUAAGAUUCAACAUUUGUUAACGAAUGCAAAAUUACUAUUAAUUAAAAAAAAUCCAAUUAGCUUAUAAAGUAGAAUGUAAUCUUUAAAAAAAU